Xenopus tropicalis (tropical clawed frog) is the source of this 2769-nucleotide messenger RNA. It is a transcript of the gene gjb2, whose product is annotated as gap junction protein beta 2. The record is from RefSeq and is a predicted model, not a curated record. Bases 297 to 1043 code for a protein of 248 amino acids. NCBI's taxonomy places the organism in Eukaryota, Metazoa, Chordata, Amphibia, Anura, Pipidae. Gene Ontology annotation, cellular component: gap junction; connexin complex; plasma membrane. Gene Ontology annotation, biological process: transmembrane transport; cell communication. Gene Ontology annotation, molecular function: gap junction channel activity. The transcript is spliced from 3 exons.
GUGAGAGUCGCACAGUGACAGAAGCGAGAGAGAGAGAGGGAAGGAUCCCAUAGCUGGUGUUUUCCCUGAGAGACCGGUGUGGUGAGACCCCCGGCAGUCGCAGCGACAGAAAACAGCACCCAGUUUAAAUAUUCCUGGGUGAAUGAGGAAAGGUGAGAGUCGCACAGUGACAGAAGCGAGAGAGAGAGAGAGGGAAGGAUCCCAUAGCUGGUGUUUUCCCUGAGAGACCGGUGCUGGUGAGACCCCCGGCAGUCGCAGCGACAGAAAGCAGCACCCAGAGACCUCCAUUUGUUACGAUGGAUUGGGGAACGCUCUAUGAGGUUAUUGGCGGAGUGAACAGACAUUCUACCAGCAUUGGCAAGAUCUGGCUUUCGGUUCUCUUCAUCUUCCGCAUCAUGAUCCUUGUUGUGGCUGCCGAGAGCGUGUGGGGGGAUGAGCAGUCGGAUUUCACCUGCAACACCUUACAGCCCGGAUGCAAGAAUGUCUGCUAUGACCAUCAUUUUCCAGUUUCUCACAUCAGGUUGUGGUGCCUGCAGCUUAUAUUCGUUGCCACCCCUGCCCUUUUGGUAGCCAUGCACGUGGCCUAUCUAAAACAUGAAGAGAAGAGGCAGUUGCAGAAGAAGGGAACCUUUGGGGGAAAGGACUUGGAAGAGUUGAAGCUAAAGAAGGUCAGAAUCAGGGGAACCCUAUGGUGGACCUACACAACAAGCAUCUUAUUCAGAGUCCUCUUUGAAGCUGCCUUCAUGUACCUAUUCUACUUUCUGUAUUCUGGCUUCCAAAUGCAGAGGCUCGUCCAGUGUAGCAACUGGCCGUGCCCCAACGUUGUCGACUGUUUCAUUUCCAGGCCUACAGAAAAGACUGUGUUCACUAUAUUCAUGAUUAUCGUGUCUGGUAUCUGCAUGGUCCUGAAUGUGAUGGAGCUUUGUUACCUAAUCGUGCAGGCUUCCCUAAGGAGGUCAAAAAAACAUUCACUCAGGCAUUCUAACCACAUGUCUGGCAAGGAGGAGAAGCAGAACAUCAUGAAUGAGCAAAAAGAGCAAUAGCCUGGUGCUUUGGCUGGAUUGUACUUUGGCAGGUCAGCUGCCCAUUAGAUGGGAGUAGCCACCAAUGAUUCAUAUUGCAGUAUUAACUACAUGAGAAUGAAUCCCAAACCAGCACAGAUGAUAACAAAUCCAUGCUAAGGUUUUCCCAGUGGCAAUGGGUUGGACUGUGGGUUGGAAAUAAAACCAUGGUAUUGCACCAUUAGUCCCCUGGGCAAACAACUAUUGUCUACAACUAGCUAUUAAGCCAAAGAAUAUUCACAGAAUGCAGUAGAACCGUAGCAAUCUGCUUCCUUGCUCAGAGAGAAGCCAUUUUCUGCAUUCUAAUCACUUCCUGCCCAACCUACUAACAUGUAGUCCUUUCACCAGGAAGUAGGAAAUAGAGCGUGGUGACUGGGGAAGUCCGUGUGAGAGGUGGAGACUUAUUACAAGGAUGGAAAGACCGAUUCCUUAGCCACGAGAUUAUUUUGGGCUGCCAGUGUGUAUUGGGAGAACUUUUCAAAACUUCUAAAAUGGUCACCUUAGGGAUUCUUAUAAUGAAGACAAAAUGCUGUAGGACAUGACUUGACAAUCGAUAGUAUUGUAAUGUAAUUUUUUUGCUAUUUAUGUUACGGAGGAAUUGCUACUGUCUCGUAGCCCCAGUGAUUUCUAACCGAUUGCAGACACUGCCAUUUUAAUGGGCUUGUAAUGGUAAAUUGGCAGAUGUGGCACAGCGGUGCUAUUAGACGGAACUGGAAUUUCUUCAAAUGAGUGGUAUGAUCCAUAGGCUUCUUAUUAAUUAGUCAUGGUUGCUUCCCUUAAAUCUCAAUUUUCAUAAAACCAUUUCAUUUUCAGUGGCAAGAUUAGGGGGUUAUAGAUUCAAAGUUGAGACAUUUGCUUCAGGUGUAGCAACUCACUGCAACCAAUCAGAUGUCUUGUUUCAAACACCAUAUAGAUAAAUGCUACCUAGUGAUUGGUUGCUAUGGGCUGGGGCAAAAUCUUUUCACUAUUUUUACAUUAUCCCUAAUGUUACCCAACUGUGUAGACUAAUUACAGGUAUUUUCUAGGCCAGUGCUCCUAAACCUGUGGCUCUCCGGCCGCUUAUCAACAGCAAUAGGCAUUAUCCCAAGAUUCCAAAGCCGCUGGAAAGCAUCAGGUUGGAAAUUAUUGUUCAACAUAGACAGUUCCAACACUGCCAAACAUCUUUUCCGUCAUUUCGGUUGUCAUGCACUGCAUAAGAGUUUACUUUAAUAUGUGUAAAUAGAUCAUUUCUUUGUUUUAUAAUAUGUAUUGCUCUGGGCCUUUGUCCCAGAAGGUUACAUUGAUGACAUAAUAAUUCAUGGAAUUCUUUUAUUUGAUAGACUAGAAACUCUGACAUGAAUGUAGCACCAGGAAUAGUUUGUAAUAUGCUGCCUUAGACACUUCAUUGAAUUUUCUAAUUUUUUAUACACAUUCAAGGGCAAUAUGGUCUUUUUGUAAAGAAUGUAUACAAAUCACUCUCUGUUCUGUGUAUGAGCCCUAGAAGAACAAAUGAUCCAUGACUAACAUCUGUAUCCUUCUGUCACUUUUUACUUUCUGUUACUUUAUUCUCCUAUAUUGAGUCCAAAGGUGCAGCAACCUGAGGCAGCUGUACUUACAUGGAUAGGCCACUAGGUGGAGAUCUCUAUGCACAAGAUAUUUGAAUUAUAAAAUGUAAUUUUUUUUUUGUAUUUUAGCUUUUAUAGAUUAAAUAAAGAAUUGCCUUAUGAUA